Cordyceps fumosorosea ARSEF 2679 is the source of this 675-nucleotide messenger RNA. Its product is annotated as Zinc finger, HIT-type. NCBI's taxonomy places the organism in Eukaryota, Fungi, Ascomycota, Sordariomycetes, Hypocreales, Cordycipitaceae. The record is from RefSeq and is a predicted model, not a curated record. Gene Ontology annotation, cellular component: pre-snoRNP complex; nucleus. Gene Ontology annotation, biological process: snoRNA localization; box C/D snoRNP assembly; maturation of LSU-rRNA from tricistronic rRNA transcript (SSU-rRNA, 5.8S rRNA, LSU-rRNA). The transcript is spliced from 2 exons. The coding region runs from base 1 to 675 and encodes 224 amino acids.
AUGUCUUCACCCAGCGACACCAAGCCGACAGAGCAGAUCGAAUCAACACAGUCUGCGGCCGAUCAGGCACCCAAAUCAAUAUGCGGUGUCUGCGAAAAAGCGGCGCCUAAAUACAAAUGCCCCAGAUGCUUCCUACCAUACUGCUCCGUGGCUUGCAAUAAAGUACAUCGCGAGAACCACCCGCCGGACCCCGAACCAAAGCCCGAGCCGCCGCAGGCCCCCGCCCCCGAGGCGCCACCUCCCACCACCGCGACGAGCGCCUCCGACAAGAGCAACCCCUUCCGCGUCCUCGAUCUGGCCUCCGAACAGCUGCAGCUGCUCUUCACUAGGUACCCCAACCUGCCGCAGCAGCUCGUCGACAUCCACGCCGCCAUGCAGCCACCAUCCGAGUCCGCGGAUCAUAAUGGCAUCCCAGCCUCGCUGCUCAAGGGGCUACCGGGCAAGAAGGAAAGGUGGAACCACGACGUGGGCAUCAAGAAAGGAAAGGAGGCUCUGCGCAAGGCCCGCAAAGCAGACGGCGCCUUGGGCGAGGGCGUCAAGGAAUACUGCGAGCUCAUCAUGCACCUGAUGAAUGGGCAGGCUGGCGACGACGCCUCGGUGUUGCUGCAGAAGCAGGCCGCCACGCAGGACGCGGAACUCAUUGAACGAUUGAUGAACGAGGAGAACAAGAGGUAA